CAAACAUGUCUGUCAACGAAUGCAGCCCUAUUUGGGUUCCGAGCUAGACGCGAACUCUGCAGCCUGCGCUCCCUUGCCCUCCGCCCUCCAGCCCAACUCUAGGUGUCCUUCACAGUCCUUUAGAGUUCGAUAUGGCUUCUCUUGAGAGCGCAGAUUUGGAGUCACCUGCAGGUGGAAACGGGACUUUCCAUGUGCUGAAUCGGGUAGGACAAAGCCCCAGCCACACGGCCGUCCACACGAUCCGGUACGAGUCGACAAUGCGCUCGCACAGUUCCGGGUUCGGGAUCGAAGGCCAGACCACAGCGUCGCAGCCCGACCUCCCGGCGACCACGUCCAUCGACCUCUCCACAGACAGCCGCACCCUCAAGCGCGACUCCGCGGACGACGGAGACUCGCGCUUCCAGUCCCUCGACCGUUCCUCGACCAAUCCUGCCGUCAAAGGCGUCGAGGCCGCGCCAGUAGUGAACCUCUUAGACGCUGCGGGGCAUGGCGACGCGGAUAUGGAGAAGAAUAGGUUGUCGGGUUUGUCCGCGACGGGGACGAUGGAGAGCGCGAACCCCGAGGCGGGCUUGCCGGAGAAAGAGAUGGCGGCGGCGCAGGGGAAGAACCCGCCCCAGUUUUUGACGGGGAUCAGGCUUUGGAUGCUCUUCGGAUCGAUGGUCCUGACCGUGUUCUUGACGAGUCUCGACGGUACGAUCGUCGCCACAGCCCUCCCGCGCAUCGUCUCUCAGUUCGAUGCGCUCCACGACGCGACUUGGGUCGCCGUCGCCUACAUGCUCACCCGGACGGCCCUCAUGCUCGUCAUCGGCCAGCUCGUCAACGUCGUCCCGCUCAAGACGCUCUACCUCUUCUGCAUCGUCUUCUUCGAGGGCGGCUCCGCCCUCUGCGGUGCGGCGCCGAAUAUCAACGCGCUCAUCAUCGGGCGGGCGAUUGCAGGGAUCGGAUCGUCAGGAAUUACCGUCUGCUACAUCGCGGCGAUCGUCAGCUUUACGUCUCUGACGCUGCGGCCGAUGCUCCUCGCGGGUCUGUCCGUCGUUCUGGCGGUGUCGACGAUUUGCGGACCGUUGCUUGGCGGAGCAUUUACAGACCACGUCUCCUGGCGCUGGUGUUUCUACAUUAACCUCCCGUUCGGCGGCCUCGCUGUCGUGGCCAUGUUCCUCUGCAUGCCCAGCAGGCCCGCCCCAAUGGGUGCAGACAAGCCGCUCUUCACCCGGCUCCGAACGGGGAUCGACUGGCUCGGGUGCGUGCUGACGGUCAGCCUGACGACGUGUCUCCUGCUCGCGAUGCAGUGGGGCGGAGUCACGUACGCGUGGGACAGCGGGACGGUCAUUGCGCUGUUUGUCGUGUUUGCGGUGCUUUUGAUAGGGUUGUGUUUCUGGCAGCGCUACUUCGGGAAGCGGUCGUUGGUACCGCCGACGAUGUUGACGAGGCGGACGCAGGUGUUUGCGAGCUUGGAGACGUGCUUCUUGCAGUCGGCGUUGACUAUCGCUGUGUACUAUCUCCCGGAAAUGUACCAGAUCAAAGGAAGCAGCCCUGUCGGCGCAGGCGUGAAAGUUAUGGCGUUUAUGCUCGCGUACCUCAUCGCGUCUGUCCUUGCGUCCAUUGUCGUCUCCCGCGUCGGGUACUACAAGCCAUUCCUCGUCUUCGCGCCGCUAAUCGCUGUGCCUGGUGCGGUUCUGAUGUGGCGCUCGGACGCGGGUACUUCGACGGGGCAUCUUAUUGGAUACCAGAUCCUCAUGGGGGCCGGUAUUGGGGGCGCGUUCUCUUCGACUAGCGUCUCCAUCCAGAGCGACUGGCAAGACGUCACACGCAGGAGCACGCUUGCUACGACAAUCUCCACGUUCAUGGGCUUCAUCGGCGGUAUCAUCGGUCUCAGGUACGUCGUUUGUCUCGACCUUUACGAAUCUCUUCUCUUCUCACCGAACCCUCGCAGUCUCGCAGGAACCUUGUUCGACAACAGCCUCGGGACGCAUCUGGCCCAGGUCCCCGGCCUAACCGACACGCUCCGCACAGAAGUCGCGGAGAGCAUUGAGAUUAUCGCGUUACUGCCUGAGCCCCUCCGCGGCGAAGUCAUCGACGCUGCCAUUUCUGCUAUCAAACCGACGUGGCUACUCGUCCUGGGCUGUGUCAUACUCGGAAGUCUCUGCGGAGUGCUGGUGAAGAACCACAAUAUCAAGGAGCGGGCGAAGCUGCAGCCGCAAGAGUAGAUAACAAUACGGAGUGGGGUCUCCUCGUGUUCAAGUUGUGGACUUGGAAGUCGAGCUUGCUUUGUUGGUCUGUGCGAGAUUGCGGACUACUACUACUUGCAUGGAUAUAGUAUUGAAUCAGCGUUAAUACUUAAAGGAGUUCGUUCUUGCCUC
Messenger RNA from Fomitopsis serialis, 2360 nucleotides. Its product is annotated as major facilitator superfamily domain-containing protein. The record is from RefSeq and is a predicted model, not a curated record. Gene Ontology annotation, molecular function: transmembrane transporter activity. Lineage: Eukaryota; Fungi; Basidiomycota; Agaricomycetes; Polyporales; Fomitopsidaceae. The transcript has 23 exons. Gene Ontology annotation, biological process: transmembrane transport. Bases 132 to 2207 code for a protein of 691 amino acids.